Medicago truncatula (barrel medic) is the source of this 1989-nucleotide messenger RNA. RefSeq names its product probable acyl-activating enzyme 1, peroxisomal. Lineage: Eukaryota; Viridiplantae; Streptophyta; Magnoliopsida; Fabales; Fabaceae. Bases 179 to 1834 code for a protein of 551 amino acids. The record is from RefSeq and is a predicted model, not a curated record. The transcript has 3 exons.
UAUUAUUUUUAGGAGCGCCAAUGAAACUUCAACUUAAGAGGUGCUGGGAAAACUUGAAAACGCAAUUGCAGGUAUCACGUGAUAGAAGGAAGAAGGCAGCACAAAGAAAUUAAAGAACUAUAGACAUGGCACAAGAACCUUUCUGCAAAACAAAAGAUCAAACAGUUAGAAGGUGACGAUGGAAGGUACUAUCCAAUGCAACGCUAACUACGUUCCUCUCACUCCAAUCAGCUUUUUGGAACGUUCAGCCAUUGUUUACAGUAACAAAGUCUCCAUCAUCUACAACGAUGUCACCUACACAUGGUCUCAAACUCAUCAACGAUGCAUCAAACUCGCUUCUUCCAUUUCUCAACUCGGUGUUUCUCCUCAUCAUGUGGUUGCUGUGUUGGCUCCCAAUAUUCCAGCAAUGUAUGAGUUGCAUUUUGGUGUUCCAAUGUCAGGGGCUGUUCUAUGUACCUUGAAUACUCGUCAUGAUUCAUCGAUGGUUUCGUUGCUGUUAAAGCAUUCCGACGCAAAAAUCCUUUUUGUUGAUCAUGAAUUACUUGAUAUUGCUAAGGGAGCACUUGAAAUAUUGUCUAAAUCGACGGCCAAGCUUCCACUUUUGGUCUUAAUUUUGGAGGGUGAUGCACAUCCAUCAGUCUCUCCCGGAACAUUGAUCUAUGAGAAUCUUAUAUCCGAAGGGAAACUUGAUUUUGAGGUGAAAAGACCAAAAGAUGAAUGGGAUCCAAUUUCUUUGAAUUACACUUCUGGAACAACAUCAAGUCCUAAAGGUGUAGUAUAUAGCCACAGAGGUGCUUAUCUUAAUUCUUUGGCUACAAUUCUUCUCAAUGAGAUGAAGUCUAUGCCGGUGUAUUUAUGGUGUGUUCCCAUGUUUCAUUGCAAUGGAUGGUGUCUUCCUUGGGGUAUUGCUGCUCAAGGUGGCGCAAAUGUUUGCCAAAGAAAUGUAACUGCUAAAGGGAUAUUUGACAAUAUUUUUAAGCACAAAGUAACACACACGGGGGGUGCACCAACAGUUCUGAACUCAUUAAUAAAUGCACCACCUGAUAUCAGAAAGCCACUUCCGAGGAAGGUGGUAGUGAUGACAGGUGGUGCUCCACCGCCACCGGACGUAUUUUUUAGGAUGGAAGAACUAGGAUUUGAUUUAGUUCAUUCAUAUGGUUUGACAGAAACUUAUGGUCCUGGAUCAAUUUGCACAUGGAAACCAGAAUGGAGUAGCCUGUCUCGAGAGGAGCAGGCGAAAAAGAAGUCGCGUCAAGGAGUACAACAUAUUGGACUGGAAGGACUUGACAUAAAAGAUCCUGUCACAAUGAAGAGUGUACCGGCUGAUGCGAAAACCAUGGGUGAGGUGAUGUUUAGGGGAAACACUGUGAUGAAUGGAUAUCUAAAGGAUUUAAAAGCAACACAAGAGUCGUUUAAAGGUGGAUGGUUUAGGACUGGUGACUUGGGAGUAAAGCAUUCUGACGGUUACAUAGAACUUAAGGAUCGGUCGAAGGAUAUUAUCAUAUCCGGGGGAGAAAACAUUAGCACAAUUGAGUUGGAAGGUGUUAUUUAUAGUCAUCCAGCAGUUGUUGAGGCAGCUGUUGUUGGGAGACCUGAUGAGUAUUGGGGAGAGACACCUUGUGCGUUUGUGAAGUUGAAGGAAGGGCACAAUGCUACGGAAGAAGAGAUAAUACAAUUCUGUCAAAAGCGUUUGCCUCGCUUUAUGGCUCCAAAAACUGUCGUGUUUGCUGAUCUGCCAAAGACAUCAACCGGCAAGACACAAAAAUAUGUUUUGAAGGAGAAGGCAAAGGCUAUGGGAAGCUUGUCUAAGAAAAAGAAUACAAGCCGAUUGUAAUACAUUUCAAAAGAAAAUAAAAGUGAAUGUAAUAAUGUUCUUCAAUGUUAUAUUGGGAUUUCAAGUUAGUACUUUUGAUAUGCAUGUAAGAUUUGUUUCUUUGCUUGAAGAAAGCUUCAAUUGGACUAACUUGAUCUUCUUUCUUUUUCCAGUGA